UCUUCGCCAUCCCGAUCAACCCACGCAAACAACAUGCAUGCGACAUAGAACAGCACAAGGAUUCCAACAAUGGCACGAUCGCCUUCCGACGCCACGCGUUUCACGGCAACAGGCCCCUACGCCGCCGAAUCCUCGAGCUUCACAUCAACCGCACCAGCUGCAGCAUCAUCAUCCUCAUCAUCCCUCGGCUCUCGAAUACCGCUGACCGGCCCCGCGCCCCCAAAUGAAACGCCACAGCAAAAGAUCGCGCGACUGCGCGCCGCAGCCACGGCGGCGAGAGUAGGCCAGGAAAGCCAGUACGACAAAGUGGUCCGCAUAGGCCGAGUCGUGGCGGAUCGAGCACACCGAUACACCGCGCUGGGCCUGAUAGGCCUGACGGUACUCAGCGCCAUGGUGGCUACGGCUGGUGUCACAGAUAUGCUGGUGCACAAUCGGCGACGCCGGAACGAGUGGUUUGCGGAGAAGCAUGCAAAGACCAAGAGCGAUUUGAAAGAGGCAUUUGCGGCCAUGGAUCACGGUACUGCUACAGACGACCAGAUGCUGUUGAUCAAUCGAGAGCGUGCGGCCGCUGAGGCUGCAGAGGCGAGGAGAAACAGGCCGGGGGUGUUUAAGAGGGCAAAGAGUUGGCUGUUCAGCGGACUUUCAUCUGAGGAGCAGAAAGGGGGAAAGCUUGGAGCUGGAGCGGCGGAUACGCUCGCCAUGUCACAUGCCAUUAAAGAGGAGUUGCUGGAUGACCGGCCGAAUGGAGGCGUGUUGAAUGCCGUUGAACGAAGAUUAGACGAGAAGCGAAGGUCUGGCGAACAGGUGGAAGAGGUAUUUCGGCCACGAGGCGGUCCGCUAGACCAAGAGGCGCAGAGAGCAGCGAAUGCGGCCGCAGAUCUGACCAAGAGCUGGUCGAAUUGGGUAUUCGGAGGCAGCAAAUAAGUGGCGUGGGCCGCUAAAUGUACCAUACUCGGUCCUCCACGCAACGUCGUGUCUACAUCUCGCCGAUAAUGACGAGGCCAACGGCUCUUCAUGUUGUGGAACGACACCCUUACCAUUGUUUCGACUACUUUCAUGGUGACAUAUGGGCGUCGGAGAAUAAGCGUAACGCCUGCCACGGGCGACGGGCCAACGUGCGGGAAGCUUGGUAGCGAUGAAGUGCUCACGUAUGCGUUCAUCAUCAGCACCAGCCAACGGAACAAUCAACAUUGUCAAGUGAUGAUGUCGCAAUUGAAUAAGAGCG
Molecule: messenger RNA, 1225 nt
Organism: Neohortaea acidophila
Lineage: Eukaryota; Fungi; Ascomycota; Dothideomycetes; Mycosphaerellales; Teratosphaeriaceae
Exons: 1
Coding region: 70-924 (284 amino acids)
Source: RefSeq, a predicted model, not a curated record